Messenger RNA from Carlito syrichta (Philippine tarsier), 1347 nucleotides. RefSeq names its product selenide, water dikinase 2-like. Gene Ontology annotation, molecular function: ATP binding; selenide, water dikinase activity. The transcript has a single exon. NCBI's taxonomy places the organism in Eukaryota, Metazoa, Chordata, Mammalia, Primates, Tarsiidae. Gene Ontology annotation, cellular component: cytoplasm. Gene Ontology annotation, biological process: L-selenocysteine biosynthetic process. The record is from RefSeq and is a predicted model, not a curated record.
AUGGCAGAAGCUUUGAUGAUGAUAAAAACCAGCGGAGAGGUGACAGUGGCGAUGGCGAGGGCCCAAGGCUCCUCUGGUCCAGUGGCUUUGCCUCUGGACUGGCCCUUCUCUAACUACCGGCCCUUCGAGCCCCAGGCUUUGGGCUUCAGCCCAAGCUGGCGGCUGACGGGCUUCUCAGGCAUGAAGGACUGAAGCUGCAAGGUCCCCCAGGAGGUGCUGCUCAAACUCCUGGCGGGACUGAUGUGGCCCUCUCCGGGCAGGGGCCUGGUCAGAAGCCAGAAAGAGGUGCCCCAGGAACCCAGCCUACUAGUCGGGGCUCUCCCCAGCCGACCCUUCCCAGCCCUGGGCAUUGGGAUGGACUCCUGCAUCAUCCCCCUGAGGCGUGGGGGCCUGUCACUGGUGCAGACCACUGACUUCUCUUACCCCUUGGUGGAAGAUCCCUACAUGAUGGGGCGCAUAGCUUGUGCCAGUGUGCUAAGUGACCUCUACGCCAUGGGCAUCACUGAAUGUGACAACAUGUUAAUGUUACUCAGUGUCAGCCAGAGGAUGAGUGAGGAGGAAUGCAAAAAGGUGAUGCCCCUCAUGAUCAAAGGCUUUCGGGAUGCUGCAGAGGAAGGAGGGACUGCCGUGACUGGCGGACACACGAUGGCCAACCCUUGGAUUAUCAUUGGUGGAGUUGCCACUGUGGUAUGUCAGCCAAAUGAGUUCAUAGUGCCCGACAGCGCUGUUGUUGGGGAUGUGCUGGUGUUAACCAAACCCUUAGGAACCCAAGUUGCUGUCAAUGCCCACCAAUGGCUGGAUAACCCUGAGAGAUGGAAUGAGGUAAAGACAGUGGUCUCCAGAGAAGAGGUAGAGUGGGCCUAUCAGGAAGCCAUGUUCAAUAUGGCUACCCUAAACAGAACUGCUGCUAGAUUGAUGCAUUCAUUUAACGCCCAUGCCGCCACAGAUAUCACAGGCUUUGGCAUUCUAGGACACUCCCAGAACCUGGUAAAACAACAGAGAAAUGAAGUGUCUUUUGUCAUUCAUAAUCUACCCAUCAUUGCCAAGAUGGCUGCUGUCAGCAAGGCCAGUGGGAAGUUUGGGCUCCUUCAAGGAACAGCAGCUGAAACCUCUGGGGGAUUACUGAUUUGUCUUCCAAGAGAACAGGUGGCUCGCUUUUGUUCUGAAAUCAGAUCUUCCAAACAUGGAGAGGGCCACCGAGCAUGGAUUAUUGGCAUUGUAGAAAAGGGAAACCGGACAGCUCGGAUCAUCCACAAUCCUCGAAUUAUUGAGGUCCAACCUCGUGGGACCACUCCUUCUGCUCUUACUCCCGCCAAAUCCAGUGCCUCCUCGGAGUCUAGCUUGUAA